Molecule: messenger RNA, 2414 nt
Organism: Dioscorea cayenensis subsp. rotundata (Guinea yam)
Lineage: Eukaryota; Viridiplantae; Streptophyta; Magnoliopsida; Dioscoreales; Dioscoreaceae
Product: oligopeptide transporter 1-like
Exons: 7
Coding region: 54-2315 (753 amino acids)
Biological process (GO): transmembrane transport
Molecular function (GO): oligopeptide transmembrane transporter activity
Source: RefSeq, a predicted model, not a curated record
UCUAAUUAGCUAUGCAUGAAACAAGCAUGAAACAUUAAGCUUGAAGAAGAGAGAUGGGGGACUCUACCAAAGAUGGUCUUCAUUCUAUUGAGUUGUCUGAGUUCACUAAAGAACCACCUUCUGUGAAAAUUAUAGAGGAGGUUAAUGACAGUCCAAUCGAAGAAGUUCGCCUAAUCGUGCCAAUCACCGAUGACCCUAAUAUACCAUGCUUAACAUUCAGGACAUGGGUCAUAGGACUCACGUCAUGCAUGUUACUUGCAUUUGUAAAUCAGUUCUUCAGUUAUCGCCAGAAUCCGAUCGGUGUAUCAUCAGUCUGUAUUCAGUUAGUGAGUUUGCCAAUUGGGAAACUGAUGGCAGCCACAUUGCCAACAAAGCUCAUAAGAGUUCCACUUACAAACUGGUCUUUUUCACUGAACCCUGGACCGUUCAGCCUGAAAGAGCAUGUACUUAUCACUCUCUUUGCCGGUGCUGGUUAUGGUGGCUUUGCACUUGACAUUGUAACACUGAUGAAGGCUUUCUAUCACCGACGACUCAACCCGAUAGCAGCCAUGUUGCUUGCUCAAACAACUCAGUUGCUUGGAUAUGGAUUUGCUGGCAUGUUUAGGAAGCUCCUAGUGGACUCACCUUAUAUGUGGUGGCCGGGGAACCUAGUAGGAGUCUCCCUUUUCAGGGCACUGAAUGAGGAUGAGAAGAGACCUAAGGGUCAUUUGUCCAGGUUGCAGUUCUUCAUAGUAGUCCUUGUCUCCAGUUUUGCCUACUACAUCGUCCCCGGCUAUUUCUUCCCUUCCAUAAGUGCACUUUCCUUUGUUUGCUGGAUAUGGAAGAAUUCUGUAACAGCACAGCAGAUUGGCUCUGGCUUUAGUGGGUUUGGCAUUGGCUCAUUUGGACUCGACUGGACGACUGUGUCUGGCUUCCUUGGGAGUCCAUUAGCAAACCCAGCAUUUUCCAUCUUCAACACAAUGGCAGGAUUUGUCCUUGUUGUAUAUGUGCUAGUGCCCAUUGCCUACUAUACAAAUGCCUACAAUGCCAAACGGUACCCUAUAUUUACUUCCAAUGUCUAUGACUCUGCCGGGAAUCAGUAUAACAUAACUCGCAUCCUUGAUGAUAAGACAUUUACAAUAGACUAUGCUGCAUAUGAUAGUUAUGACAGAAUGAAUGUCAGUAUGUUCUUCGCUUAUAGAUAUGGGUUUGCAUUUGCAUCUCUAAUGUCUUCCCUGACACAUGUUGUGCUUUUCUACGGCAGCACCAUCUUGGAUUUGUGGCGCAAGGCUUCAGUAACAGCUGAAGAUAAGUUUCUGGAUGUCCAUGGAAGAAUUAUGAAGAGAAACUAUGAGCCCGUCCCGCAAUGGUGGUUUGCCACCAUCUUGGUAAUAAGUUUAUGUCUGUCCUUCUUCACCUGUCAAGGAUUCAAUGGACAGCUGCAGCUACCAUACUGGGGGAUCAUUUUAGCAUGUGCCAUGGCUUUAUUUUUCCUGUUCCCUGUAGCAGUUCUAGUAGCCACUACAAAUCAGGGAGCUGGAAUAGGUGUUAUCACGGAGAUGAUUUUUGGAUACUUGUACCCUGGGCGACCUUUAGCCAAUAUGGUGUUCAGGUGCUAUGGAGUUACAGGCAUGGGGCAAGCUCUAUGGUUCAUCUCUGACUUUAAGUUGGGCCACUACAUGAAAAUCCCACCAAAAUCAAUGUUUAUUAUGCAGCUGGCUGGGACAAUAGCUGCAUCCACAGUCUCCUUUGCAACAGCAUGGUGGAUAUUAACGAACAUUGAAAAUAUAUGCCAUGCAAAUUUGUUACCUGCAGGAAGCCCAUGGACAUGCCCAGGGGAAGAUGUCUCCUAUAACAUAACCAUAAUUUGGGGGGUCGUUGGACCGAACCGAAUUUUCGGCUCCCGUGGACUAUACACAAAAAUGAAUUGGUUCUUUCUAAUCGGUCUUUUGGCCCCGGUGCCAGUGUGGUUGCUAGCUCGGGCAUUCCCUAAGAAGAAAUGGAUCCCACUCAUCAAUAUGCCAGUCAUUUUUGGAUCAAUAAUGGCCAUGCCAGCUGCCAAGUCAGUGCACUACAUUACCUGGUGCAUUGUUGGGAUAUUCUUCAACUACUUCGUCUAUCGCAGGUAUAAGAACUGGUGGGCAAGACACACCUAUGUGUUAUCUGCAGGUCUAGAUGCUGGUGUUGCCUUCAUGGGUGUAAUUGCUUUCUUUGCUCUCCAAAACUAUGAAAUUUAUGGAGUGAACUGGUGGGGACAACAAAGCAAUGACCACUGUCCAUUGGCUGCAUGUCCCACAGCUCCAGGGAUAGUAAAAGAGGGCUGCCCAACUUUCUGAGAUAUACUCUCACACCAGUUCUCUUUCUCCACUUAAAUAAAUAGUAUAAAAUAAUGAAUGUGUGAUUCUUCUUAGUUAAUGCAUGUGGUUUCUUCCUGU